AUGGAGUUAUUACAAACAUUGAAUGCAUCAUCACCCUUAUUCCCAAAUGACCAGUCCAAGGUAGUCUUUGUGAAGAAGGAAGAUCCAAUCGAGAAGGGUUUCAAGUUAUUGAUCGAUAAUAAUAUAUUGUCGGCACCAGUCUACGAUGAGAAGGAAAAGAAAUAUGUAUCCUUCUUUAGUAUGAUCGAUCUAAUCUAUGAGAUUCUGGAGAUUGUAGAGACGGAGAGUCUGCCUCAAGGAGAUAUCUCAACAGUGUUAACAAACCUCACUGGCAAGAACCUUUUCAACAAACAUCGUGUCAUGGAUAUUGCCAACAUUUCCAAGCGAGAGCCAUUCAUCGUAGUUGGCUCCGACAUGAUGUUGGACCAAGUAGCACGUCUAAUGUCCAAGAACAAGAUCCACAGAGUUGCCGUGCUCGACCAGAGAGGUGAACUUUGCAAUGUUAUCUCAUUGUCUCGUAUAAUUGAGUGCACAGCUCAGUUGUUUGGAGUGGACAAUGGGUUGACAACAGCAGGCGAGAGAACUAUUGGACAACUAAACCUAGGCUGUCAUGAGGUCAUAUCAAUCUGUAAUGAGAAAACUGCAUUGGAAGCAUUCAAGACAAUUGCCCGCUUAGGAAUCAGUGGAAUCGCCAUUACCAACAAAGAGGGUGCCCUGUGUGGAGUGAUCAGUGAUCACGAUCUCAACUUGAUUAAGUCACAUGGACAGUACCUCAGUCUACUCUAUCAACCGCUCUAUGAGUAUUUGGAUGCAAUGAAGAGCUUAACUCAAUCACCAAAGGAGGUGAUCACUUGUAAAUAUAAUGACAAGUUCAAGGAUGUUGUCCAGAAGGUGUCCGAGAACAAGAUACAUAGGAUCUUUGUAGUGGACGACAACAACAAACUCAUAGGAGUGAUCUCAUUGCUUGACAUUUUGGAGCAGAUAGUCUGGUCGCAGAGACAGAAUCCUCAGCAAUGA
Messenger RNA from Acytostelium subglobosum LB1, 957 nucleotides. RefSeq lists its product as hypothetical. The coding region runs from base 1 to 957 and encodes 318 amino acids. Lineage: Eukaryota; Evosea; Eumycetozoa; Acytosteliales; Acytosteliaceae. The record is from RefSeq and is a predicted model, not a curated record. The transcript is spliced from 4 exons.